CCCGCGCUCGGCCGCCAGAGCCAGACUCGCCGCAGACAGGCGGCAGCCAGCGGAGCGGGCAGGGCGGGGGGGGAGGAGGAGGAGGAGGAGGCGGCGGCGACGACGGCGGCGGCGGCGGCGGGGCUGGGAUGAGUUGGAGGCAGCCGCGGCCGCAGCCUGCGCGCAGGGAGGGAGGCGGCGCGGCGCCCCGCGGGAGGCCAGCCCCGAGCGGGGGCCGGGGGGAGGUCACGCUCAGUAUUCACAACCAGAAGGAAGAGGAAGAAUCUCCUGACUCCCUGGACGUCAAGGAUAUCGCUAUGUUGUAUUGGUGAGCGUGCCUGGGGGGAGACAACACGAGAGAGGAGAGACAAUUGAUCACCACUGUUGGCUGGGACCUGAAAAAAUGGUGCUGGAGGAACAGAGGAUUAGAACGGAGUUGUAAAAGGGAAAUCGAGUCUUGGCAGAUGAUUUUCUUCAUUUCCACGUCCACCAUGGCCCAGAUCCUCUGGCUGGCUGGUUGAUGGGACUGUCCAACGCUUAUUGCUUGGGUUCAGUGCAGAUAUCCCCAGUGCCUGCAGACUGAAAGACCUGAGAUCAGGUGGCAAUUGGAUGGUGCCAAAUCCAGGAAUGGAAAGAGAGAUGGACUCUGAUGAGUGAAGAUGGAAGUAACUUGACAGCUCCAAGCUCAGCAGUUGUCUCCAGUAAGGACAGGUUAAGGUUGGAAUCACAAGCUUCGCUGGGAUAGCAGUAUGCAGGAAGCUGGUUUUCAGGCCACAAAUGCUUUCACAGAGUGCAAAUUCACCUGUGCCAGUGGUAAAUGCUUGUAUCUUGGUUCAUUGAUUUGUAACCAACAGAAUGACUGUGGGGAUAACAGUGAUGAAGAGAACUGUCUGCUUGUAACAGAGCAUCCACCUCCAGGCAUCUUUAGCUCUGAACUGGAGUUUGUUCAAAUCAUCAUUAUCAUUGUGGUUAUAACUGUUAUGGUGGUAGUGAUCAUCUGCUUGUUGAACCAUUACAAACUCUCGACGCGCUCCUUUAUCAACCGGCAGAGCCAAAGCAGAAGACAGGAGGAUACUUUGCAGACAAUUAUGUAUGCUCCAAGGUCCAGGGACAGGUUUACAGCCCCAUCUUUUAUGCAGCGGGACCGUUUCAGUCGCUUCCAGCCCACAUACCCAUACAUGCAGCAUGAGAUUGACCUUCCUCCGACCAUUUCCCUCUCGGAUGGGGAAGAGCCGCCGCCAUACCAAGGCCCGUGCACCCUGCAGCUCCGGGACCCAGAGCAGCAGAUGGAGCUCAACCGGGAAUCUGUCAGGGCACCGCCCAACCGAACCAUUUUUGAUAGCGACUUGAUAGACAUUUCCAUGUACAAUGGGGGCCCCUGCCCACCGAGCAGCAAUUCGGGCAUAAGUGCAACCAACUAUAGCAGUAAUGGAAGGAUGGAAGGACCACCCCCGACGUACAGCGAGGUCAUGGGGCACUACCCAGGCUCCUCGUUUUUCCAUCACCAGCACAGCAACGCUCCUCCUUCCUCGCAGAGGGGGAGCAGACUUCAGUUUCAGCAGAACAAUUCAGAGAGCACAAUUGUCCCCAGCAAAGGCCAAGACCGGAAACCAGGGAACCUGGUCUAAGUCACUCUCCAAGGUGCAUUUGGACUGAAGACAAGAGAUUGAAGCAGGGCGGCGGAGGAAGAGCCCAGUGCUCCGGUGCACAGUGUUGUUACAUUUCACGUGGUACAACUUAGUAAAACCAAACGUGCAAACCAGUUGUUUGUUUCUGAUUCCUUUCAGGGGAAUUGCAUGCAAAGCAGAUGGAAAGAAAUACAAACUUCCAUUCAGUUUGUCUAUGAGCAGUGUUUUGGGGGGCGGGGGGAAGGGGAAUAUAUUAUUUUUUUUUAAUAAACUAUUUCAAUUAUUUAAUUCUAAAAGUAAACUUAGCACAGAAAUGAGGCUCGUACAGCCGAUUUUGUACUCACUGAAUGGCAGAAAGACGAAGGUUUUGCUGGUUAAAUGGGGGAAGAAUUGGCCAGUUUGCUUUUUUUUUUCUCCCAGGGUGUGCUUUUGUUUUUUUUUUUAAAUAUGAAUCAAAAUUCCUGUUUUGUGUGCCAAGGUAUAAAGUUGAGAACUUAGAUGAAUGCAAGGAAUUAAUUUGUGUUGUGAUAAAUGUGUUUUUAAAAGUUGCACUAUCUUAAUGUUUUAAAAAUUAUAUAUGAGGGAACUGUUUUAUGUGAAGUUCUUCUAUAUGUUGUCUUUUCACCUGUGGAGUAACAAUUGAGCCCCAGAAGUGAUCUGGAAGAGUCUGCUCCCCUCCCCCCAGGUUUGCUAGAAAAGGGGACAGGACUUAGCCUAACAUCUCUUGACUUACACAAAUCGAGAAAUACAGGGACACUUAACUUGUCAACUUUGCAAUAAUUUGCAUCUGAGUAACAGCGCAUCAAUGAAGUGUCUUGGAGACUUUUGGAUGGAAGAAGGCAAAUGUGACAUCCCAGCAUUUUCCAUCACUUAGGGUUGAGCUAUUUUGCAGUUUAGACUUGUUUGUUUCAUAAGAGGCAAAACAAAAGCCCAGAUGUGUUUAUUUGUAUUAAUUCUAACCAAGUGCUGCCAUUCUUUUCAUAAUGCAGUAUCGCCAGUACUUAAGGUUUUAGAGAUUUUCGUUCUCACUGUAGCCUGAAGUGUAUUUAGUCACAUAUCAUGACAUUAUGCAAUAAAUUGUUUAAAAAGCCAGGGUGGAUUUUUUUCCCCUGCAAUGCUGUUAACAUACGCGAGACUCUGUUGUGCUUUGCGCUCUCCAUUGCAUCUUUUAGAUCCUGAAGUUCAGCCCUGGCGAUCCAUCCCGUUGGAGUGAAUGGGCCUUUGUGGCUGCCAUCCCUGUGUGGUCUCUGCAGCAGUGCUGGGGCUGGCAGGUGGGAGCACUCGCGCUAAGUGUUGGCCUUCAGCUCUGGAGGCUGUGGUGGGAAACCUCCUCUGGGCACGUCGUCUCGUGGGCGCCAGCAGGACUGUGCUUAUGGGUGGAGGUCACUCGUGUCGUAAUGAAGUGUCUGUACGCCUGGCUUUUGUCAGGCUGGACUUAAAAGUAAUGGGAAGGUUUUGCCUGCUGGUAAAAUGGUACGCAGGGCACUUCUUCCCCUCCUGGUCUUGUGUGGAAGCAAAUGCAGCACUGGAAGGCAAUUGGUGAAUGGUGAUAGUGGCAGCACAAGCACAUGAAAAAAGCACAACUUGCACUUAAAAUGCAUUUUGGAAAUGGACUUAAAGUAAGAACCUAUGGAGUCUUAGUUUGAAUAGUUUCUAAUAUAUAUGUGUAUGUGUGCGCAUCAUUGACUCUUCACCUUUUCUACCCCCCGAAGCCUUGUGCUUGGUGCCCAGGUGCAAGCACCAGGUGCACCAGGUGCCGGCUCCUAUGGCCAGAGACAGGACUUCUGCAUGGCUUCUGGCUGGGCACCUGAGGCGAAUCUUUGAUCUAUGCAGAGUUUUAAUGCCAAAACUGUGUGCGUGUGUCUUUGGUGUGUGUGCACGUGUGUCGUGUGGGCCUCAGCAUAGGUUGUUUUCUUCAUAAAGCUGAUUCGGUUUUAUGCUAGUCUAGGAAAUGUUUGCAGAAGGCAAGACUGUUGAUUUUGGUCUUUGGUGACUUUUGCUGUCCUUGGGAAGCGAGCUUUGGCCAGACAGUGCGUGUGCCUACGCAGAUCCUUUGCAGUUGCCUCAAUAAGGGUUACUUAGCCAAGAAGCCUUUAGGCGAGAACAGCUGGAACUCAGUGGUUGUGUCUGAGCACACCUGGCUGGGGCCCUGGGGUUGGACCAGUUGAACACCAGCAUCUCCCCCUGUGCAGAUCUCACAGGAGUAAGCCUUGGACUUACCUUCAGAGUCACCUCUUGGGAACAUAACUUUAUUUGAUGUCAGCCCCUUGCCAUCCUUCGACAUCUCUGUGUGCCGGUGAAUUUCUGCACAUUCCAUUCAUGUUCUUGGGCAUGAUGCUUGUCUCAGUUUCUUGAUGGAAGACAUUUUUCUGUGUGAAAAUGUGGGCUGUUUCACCCAUUCUGUAGGAAAGAGUAGUGGGGAAAACAACAACUCUUAAUAUUUGCUCACCUAAUGGUUGCAUUUCUUCCUACAUCCUUGCCUUCUCAUUGUGUUUUUGCUGUGCAGAGCUCACAUGCAGCCAUCAGUAGGGAACUGUAAUGGCCUGGUGCUUGGUGUAGGCAAGCUGUCAUCCACCGCUUUCAUUUGAGGGCCUCUUAUGGGAGAAGAUAAUGCAAUAUUUCUGAAUAAAUAUUAAGGGUAUUUGAUGGGAAUCCCAGCAGCAGUGUAAUGUUACAGAAGUCUUUGCUCCUUUUUUGUUGUUAUAGUGAGAGGAAAACUGCCUUUGCACCAGAAAUAAGUGACAAAAUUAAACAGUGUUGUUAAUACUUACAAGUUUGGAAGUUGGUGUUCUCUGAAUGUAGGUAAUUCUGCGGAGAAUUCCCUUUGAAAACACCCAGAAUUAGUUUCCACAGCCACUCAAAUGUCACUCUGCAAGCUAUUAAAGAUUUUGGUAUGCCUUGUAGAGUCAGUAGUUUACAGCUCCAUACUCGUGUUCUACCAUGCACAGAAAACACACAGUGCACGCAAACUGUUUGAUCCAUCCUAUCAGCCUAAACUCUGGCUGCAUCUCCUGAACUUUGCUGGGUAAUCCAUCUUCCCCAAAUUCACUCCAAUGUGCCCAGCUCAGAAAUUUUCAUCUAAAAUAAUUAUUUUUUUUUAUCAAUUAAAGCAUUGUGACCUCCCAGGGGUUAGUUUUUCCCUUGGCAUGGGUCCCUUCUUGGUGCUAAAUACAUCUGUGUGUUUUCUUGUGGUCGUGCAGGCCAUGCUCAGCCACAGGAGAAAGGUUUCAGGAGGAAUGUGCUUUCCUUGUGAUGGAUGAGGGAGCCACGUAGUGUUAGAGCACCCUGUGUCUGAGCUGACUGAGCGGCUCUGCAUGGCACAGCCACUUCCAGCCCUGCCAGGUGGUGCAGUGCUGGGCCUGCAGGCUGACACCCUGGUCUUGGGGAUGCUGUGGAGCAGAUGGGCUGCUGGCGCUGUGCUGACUCCAGGCCCUGCACGUUUAAGCAGGUGGAAAUCGAUGUUCUAAAAUUGUUCUCUGUGGGUCUUUUUGGGUUUUUGUUUUCUUUUUCCAAGGUCAAACUGUAUGCUGGUACAUUUGAAGAUAUUUAUGAUUGUCCCCAAGCUCUCUCUGGUCAUUACCAUUGAGUCGUGUUGAUGUGCAUGUGUGUUUAUACAUACCUGCAUGCAAAAUUGUGCCUGUGAUCUGACCAUCCAUUCUCUGUGUAUAAUUACUAUUCCAUAACAACCUCCCAGAAAUGCUAACUGGCAUCAUGCUCCCAGGAGUAAUGGCAGGUCGUUUGUCACAAACAGUGGGAGGCACGAGAAGUAUUUGUUUCUUUCUCCUGUAGCUGUUGUGGACUGUUUUUGCCAGUCAGGAAGUUUUGCCGAGUGGAUCCUUGCCCAUGCCCUGGUGCGUUAGUCCAUCUUCCAUCCAACUGCUCUCCUUUUUCAGGCUGGGCUUUGAAAAAUCCUCAUGCUUCUGGGACAGUGCUAAUGUAGACCUCAUGUGAUGAGUUCGGCAAAGAAAAUGUAAUUCAUGUAUUCUUUAAAACUCGGAAAUGUGUUAUUUCAAACCUUGCAAAUGCUAAGAACGAAGGGAUGUAUUAGUGUACUGGGUUCGGAUAAAGGUUGGCUUUUGGUUACAUCUUUGCUUUUUAGAUAAAUGGUGUUAGGAAGAAUUGAUAUAUGCAUCAAUGGCUUGAGUUGCUUGCUUGCCAACCAGCAUGAUUGUAACUGCUCUUCUAAACUACCCCCAGAUGUGUCAGUUGUCUCAAAUCCCUGGAAAGGAGGACUCUUGCUGAAUUGUUUGAGAUCUGCUGUGGUCCCGUAGGACGUGGAAAAAUCCCUUGUGAGGGUAUGCUGGAUGUACAGAGGUUUCCUGGCCAAGCUCUCUGUAUUUCCUCUAUUCUGUAUUAGUAAACUGAAGCUCAAACUUUUGAGAAUGGCCCAGCUGAAAAGGUUGGUUGGUAAGAUUUUUUUGGUAUGUAAUAGUUUGCCAGUCUGUGUUCAUCAGUCAGGGGUGCAAGUUACCUUCUGGCCCACCUCUGCACUUGCUGUCACUGUGCUGGCAAAAGCCCCACUGGGCACACUCGCACCAGCAAAACCAAGUCAAAUGACUGGUAUGGCUCCACUUGGGGAUUAGCAGGAGCUGCACCGCAAAAUUCAGCCUCCAUGAGCAACGCUGGAGCCCGUUGUCUUGUCCCAGCAAACUCUAUCCUGUGUCAGUGGCAGCUCUGUUUGGAUGAAGUCCUUUACCGUGCCAGCGAGCGGGAGGUUGUUGGUGUUCCCUUGAAAGAGUCACAGCUAUUGGCAUUAAAUGCAUUUUAGGGCCAUCCUGCUUUCAAAGGAAAAACAGCAUGGUUGCAUCAUGAAACUUGUUGCAAACUCUCCCAAGUUUUCCUUCUGCCUCACUGUUUUCUCCCCAUUUGCAGGCUGAGCAAAAGCAACUGGGUAGCUCUGGUUCUGCUUCAGUGCCAGCUGAGCUUAUUUUUGUGUUGGUCAACAAUACAGAAAUAUCUCAUAUCCUAGAAACUUCCCCUUCACCCCAACGGCCGCUCUCUGUGUGAUUUACUGCCGGAGGUGACUCUGUCGUUUCUUUGCUGUAUUGCUGCUGCUGCUGCUGCUGCUGUUUUACCUGGUUUGGUAUGUGAGCUUUCUGAGAUGGUGUGGGAUGUGUAGGAUCUUGUGGGUGACUAAACCGUCUCUUUUUCUUCUUCCUUUCUCUCUUUGGUUCGUGCUUGUCUGUCUGCUUUGGUAGGGUUAUUAAUGAGUUAUUGACGUACGUGCUAGGUAUAGUUUUGAGGAGGUUUGCAUGUUGGUAGUUUGUAAGCAACUAAGGUGCCUCAUGUUCGGGUCUGAGCAGAUGGGAUCCCCUUGCACUCGAGGGCCUGACCCAAUGCCCGGUGCCGUUGGCGGGAGGACUCUUGCCAACUCCAGGGGGCGUUGGGUCAGGCCUCGCGCUCCCACCUUUGUUGUGCCUCACUUAAAAUGGUGCUUUUUUGGUUGUCUGUCGUUUUCUUUCCAACUUUGUUGGUUGUGGGUUGUUUUUUUCUUUCUGUUGUUGUUGUUUUGUUUUGUUUUGUUUUUUUGUAUGGUGCUGUGUAUAACUUGAAUAUAUUAUGCACAUAUCCUACCCAAUGGGUAGAACAACAAACACACAAACACAAAUAGAUGUUAAUACUGUAAGAUAAUGUACAGAUACCGAUUUUAACACAAAAUGAUGGCAUAGACUUUGUGAAUGCCAACUUCUGUGCUUGGUCCUCUUUUGUAAGAAGAUUUGCAAACGAAUGCAUACAAAUGACAAAAAAUAGUCUAUGUAUUUUAUUUUCCUAUUAAAUAUCAAUAUAAUAUCAUAAGGGAAAAAGUUUGAACAAAUCCUUUUUGACUCGCCUGUGUAUAGCAAUUUGUCAUUGGAUGCAUCUUUGCUGUGAAGAUCUGUUCUUUUUUCUUUUUUUUUUCUUUAAAUGUGUCACUUUAGGAAAAUGGAAAAGAAAAAAAAAAAAAAAGCAAAACAAAUGAAACCUCCACAGCUUUAACCUUGCAGCUAGAUGCUUCUUGUCUUGGGCAUUGCCUUGCUAUUGCCGAGUUGGACCAGGAUUAGUUACUACUUCUCCAGCAGAUACAUUAUUUAUUAUCCUUGAUUAAGUUGUGGUGUUGCUUUUGUUUCUUUUUAACCUAGAAAUGGGCUAAAACCUUUCAGAUCUUUGUUUUUUUUGUCUGCGUCCUUGAUGAGAAGUGAAGCUCAGACAAGCGGGAACCGAUCUAGACCACCCCUGUGAAAUGAAAAGGAGGCCAACAAGAGUUGUAUGUAACCAGCUGGCUCUGCUGUGCUGCUUCCCCACUGCUGUGCUGUGUGCUGAGCGGAGCGCAGGCCUUGAGGCUUUGCUUUCCUCAUGCCCUACUGCCAGGCUUAUUGCUGACAGCAGCAGCUGAGCCCAGGUCAACAUGUAAUAAGGUGGAAGGAAGGCCACAGCCUGGUUGGAGCCAUCGCGGUUAGGGAGCCCUUUGCGCUGUGCAUUUCAGUUGGUAGGAUGAUGACGGCCAAGGGACAGGCCUGCCUGGCUGCUUGGGUCCCCCCUCACAUCCCUGUGCUCCACGCGCUCUUGGCGUGGCUUGUUAGGUGAAGCAAAUACCUCAGGAAAACUAAACGUGAAGUUCUACUUUAGAGAAUUGCAGAUACUCUACUUAUUUUUCUAAGCUGUUUGUUCUAACUAUCCCAGGACAGUAGGUGAUGUACAAGUUUGUCGGUCCGAGACAGACCAGUCCUCUCGCUGAUGGAUGCCGGCUGAUCUCUCAUAGAUACCCCUGUCUGUAUGUAACUUUUUUAUACUUGUCAGGCUUUAACCACAGAUGUAACGUAGCGGUGUGUCGGGAUGUUGUCAGGACAAUGUUUUUGUUUGGUUUUCAGGUGGUAGCCCAGUGCUGUGAGAACGCCCAUGGGCCGUACCUGGGCCUGGUGAAGGCCAUGGCGAAGCCCUGUGGGCUGAGCAGCCCCUGGCUCCCACCCGCAGCACCCACAGCCCGUGGCUCAGAGCACGGCCCUUGGCCACCCCCUGUGCCUCCUCUGCCAACCUGAAACUCCAGCUACACAUUUGUCUGUAAAUAUCUUUUUAAAAAGCCCCGCGGGCGUCCCAUGUCUGAAUGUUGACUGUGGCUCUUCUGUUCUUCGUUUUAAAGAAAUCCAUAAGUUUUAUGGCCAGUUCCACAUCGUCAAGCCCGUGCAGGUAGCUUGUCUCCAUCCCUCUCUCUAUUGAGCCGUUUUAUCAGUAAGCAUGUACCAUAGUGAAGUAUGCAUAUUUUAUGACUGUCGUUUGUUAACUCAUUUAUUGUUUGCCAGGGCAUAGAGCAGUUGUUCUGGAAGUGUAUCUUGCCUGGCCGUGUCCCGUCUCUGUUUGCACUGCAGAACAACUUCUGUGUGUGAAGGAAGAAAAGCAAACAAAAAACCCAGGCCUUGUCUAGCAGGAGUCUUUACAGAGCACACCUUGUGCUAGAAGAACCUAAGGUGUGAUUUAUCGUAACAAAACUUGCGUAUUGAGUGGACCAAACAGGAGCACGUCUCCUUCCGGAGGCACUAAUUGGCUUUGAAGCUGCAGUGGCAGGAGCAGACUCAGAGUGUCUUCACAGCCGUGUUCACAUUUUGCCAUUUUCCACAAAGCGCAGCCAGGAUGUUAGAAGUACAAGCAGAAGUUAGGAGAGCCUCAGGCAUCGUAGAGCCUGGACAGCAAAAAUGAUAAUAACAAAAUCACUUUAGUCUCAUUUAACAACCUUUUCUACUCGCAGUACCAAGGCUACGUAAGCGCUGCUAGGGACUUUUUAUAGCUAUGAACUGCCCAAUGCUGCUGUGCUCAGAGCAUUUCAUGAUGGUAUGUACAUCGGUCAGGCUGUUGUACUUAAAACUAACCACCCAAUGCCUGGUUUUAGAGUGUGGACCCUCUCUUUGUUGCUUCUUGCUCGUUAUUUUACAGUGUAAAAUGCUUUAUUGCUGUAUGGAUUUUUUUUUGUACUUCCAACAUUGCGGCUUUCAAGAUCACACUUUCAGCGUCUCUUAUUUUUGUCCAUUUUUUUGUUUCCAGUUACUCUGAAAUAUGUACAGCACUAUCAACAAUAUUUAAUCCUUUUAAAUUUUAUUGUUGUAAAAGCAAAUCUAUUAAAAACAGUACGGUUUUAUUUUAUUUUUUACAACUGCAUUGGGAUUUCUCAGUAGUUGUUCACGUGAUGCUAUGACAAACCUGGCUUGCUUUAAGUUUUGUUAUUGUCGGUAUUUCUUUUUUUUUACCUUACUUUCCUUUUAACACGAUUAAUUUGUUGCUUAUUUUCCACCGUAACUCCCGGUUAUAUAAAGGAAAAGAUUUCAACUGUUGUGUAUCUGACUCUUUUAAUUGAGCAAAUGGUGAUGUCCUAGUUUUUAGACCUAAGGUCUGUUAUUGCAAUACUUUUAAAGGAAGAUGUUGCUCUAAGUGCUGUUGUUAGUUUUAAAUACAGAUUUUAUGCUUGUUCUUAAUAUGCUGUGGUUAAACCAUAGCACAAAAUUAUUAAAAACCAUGAAACGCA
Coturnix japonica (Japanese quail) is the source of this 10098-nucleotide messenger RNA. Its product is annotated as low-density lipoprotein receptor class A domain-containing protein 4. Gene Ontology annotation, molecular function: R-SMAD binding; mRNA 5'-cap (guanine-N7-)-methyltransferase activity. Gene Ontology annotation, cellular component: Golgi membrane; early endosome membrane; nucleus. The record is from RefSeq and is a predicted model, not a curated record. Gene Ontology annotation, biological process: negative regulation of transforming growth factor beta receptor signaling pathway; 7-methylguanosine mRNA capping. NCBI's taxonomy places the organism in Eukaryota, Metazoa, Chordata, Aves, Galliformes, Phasianidae.